Molecule: messenger RNA, 2594 nt
Organism: Penaeus vannamei (Pacific white shrimp)
Lineage: Eukaryota; Metazoa; Arthropoda; Malacostraca; Decapoda; Penaeidae
Source: RefSeq, a predicted model, not a curated record
AUGCCCGCCAGAUACGCCCAAAAGUUGACCCCAUGCAGUGUUCUGGCAAACUUGAUAUCCUUGUGGAGAGCACCUAAUCAAGUUUCUUUGUUAAACUUCCAGGGCAAGAAGGAGAAGGGAGGUGGAGGUGGGAAAGUGACCGAGUUGAAUCCCUGGCCUGUCUACAUUCAGGAGAGGCUAGCACUUUGGGACCGCCUCAAGAAAGAAGCAGAUGAGGCAUUGGCAGGGAAGGUGUCAGAGCCCAUUCAGGUUACUCUGCCUGAUGGAGCAGUAAAAGAUGGCAAGUCCUGGCAGACCACCCCUUACGAGAUUGCACAGUCCAUCUCUCAAGGCCUUGCAGAAAACACUGUUAUUGCAAAAGUUAAUGGUGUUUUGUGGGAUCUGGACCGGCCCCUUGAAGAAAGUUGCAGUUUACAGCUCCUAAAGUUUGAUAAUGAUGAAGCUAAGCAGGUCUUCUGGCACUCCUCAGCCCAUAUCCUGGGUGAGGCAAUGGAACGUGUGUAUGGAGGCCAUCUGGUUUACGGUCCUCCCAUUGAAGAUGGUUUUUACUAUGACAUGUAUAACGAUGGCCCUGGAGUAAGUUCUAGUGAUUUCUCUGGGAUAGAAGAUGUCAUGAAGAAGAUAACAAAAGAGAAGCAACCAUUUGAAAGACUGGAAAUGAAGAAAUCAGAUUUGCUUGAGAUGUUCAAAUAUAACCAGUUCAAGGUACGCUUGUUAAAUGAGAAAGUGAAGACUGACACCACCACUGUAUACCGAUGUGGACCCCUUAUUGACUUGUGUCGUGGGCCCCAUGUACGUCAUACUGGCAAAGUGAAGGCUUUCACAGUUACUAAGAACUCGGCAUCUUACUGGGAGGGCAACAGUGAAGCAGAGUCCUUGCAGCGUGUGUAUGGCAUCAGCUUCCCCGAUCCUAAAAUGCUGAAAGAGUGGAAACAUUUCCAGGAGGAAGCAGCAAAGAGGGACCACAGGAAAUUAGGUAUUCAACAGAAGCUGUUCUUCUUCCACGAGUUAAGUCCAGGUAGCUGCUUUUUCUCUUCCCGUGGAGCUUACAUCUACAAUACUUUAGUUGAAUUCAUCCGCCAGCAGUACCGCAUUCGGGGAUUCCAGGAAGUUAUUUCACCUAAUGUGUACAACACCAAAUUGUGGCAAACCUCUGGUCACUGGGAGCACUAUGCUGACAACAUGUUUGCUUUUGAGGUUGAAAAGGAGAAGUAUGCACUGAAGCCCAUGAACUGCCCUGGCCAUUGUUUGAUGUUUUCACACACCAGCCGAUCUUGGCGUGAACUACCACUUCGCAUGGCUGACUUUGGUGUUUUGCAUCGUAAUGAACUAUCAGGAGCUCUAACUGGCCUGACUCGUGUGCGGAGAUUCCAGCAAGAUGAUGCCCACAUCUUCUGUACACCUGAGAUGAUCAAGGAUGAAAUCAGUAAUUGUCUGGAGUUUCUUUCUGCUGUUUAUGAAACUUUUGGUUUUGAUUUUGUGCUCAAGCUAUCAACCCGACCAGAAAAGUUUAUGGGCGAGAUUGAAAUGUGGGAUAAAGCAGAAUCACAGCUGAAGGAGUCCUUGGAUAAAUAUGGUAAAGAAUGGAAGCUCAACCCUGGAGAUGGAGCAUUCUAUGGCCCAAAGAUUGAUAUCACUGUGACUGAUGCCCUAAGACGGCAACACCAGUGUGCUACAAUCCAGCUUGAUUUCCAGUUGCCCAACAGAUUUGAUCUACAUUAUGUGUCAGAAUCAGGGGAAAAGAAGAGACCUGUUAUAAUCCAUAGAGCUAUCCUAGGCUCAGUUGAACGAAUGAUUGCCAUCCUCACGGAAUCCUAUGGAGGAAAGUGGCCAUUUUGGCUGUCUCCACGACAGUGCAUGGUGGUGCCUGUAGCUCCACCGUUUGAUGAUUAUGCCAAGUCUGUUAAAAAACAGCUCUAUGAGGCAGGCUUCGAAGCUGAUUAUGAUGUAGAUCCUGGUGAUACUAUGAAUAAGAAGAUUAGGAAUGCUCAACUUGAGCAAUACAAUUUCAUUUUUGUGGUAGGGGAGAAAGAGAAGACCAACAACACUGUCAAUGUGCGCACUCGAGACAACAAGGUACACGGCGAGCAUAGUGUUCCUGAUGUCAUCCAGAAACUUCAGGUUCUCAAACAGAAUCGUGUGCAAAACUGGGAAGAUUCAUUUUAAUUCUCAUGCUAUACCAUUGUUAAUCCAACUUGGUUUCUAGUUUGUGUUUAAUGGGAAGUCGUCAGAAAAUACAAAGAAAUAAUUUAAUAUAUUAUUGUUUUUAUCAGAAUGAUUGAACAGGUACUGGGAAAAUUGCAACUACAUAGUUUAAGCUAUAAGACUACCCUAUUAAAUUACCUUAUGAACUGGACUGGAUUAUGAAUUCACUAAAGGUUCGUGCUUGUACAUCACCUCAGUUUUGCCCAAAAAGCAGUAUAAUGACAGAUGAGAAUCAUACAUUUGCUUCCAUAUUUCCCUGUGAGCUUACAAAUAAAAGUAGAUGAAAUAAUCCAGUUGCUUGUAUCUAUUCUAUGGAGUGUCAGAAGGCCAACGGUGUCAGUCCAAUAACUGUGUUAUAAGGUAAUACUGUCAAUAAACAUGAAUAUUUU